Molecule: messenger RNA, 609 nt
Organism: Gossypium raimondii (Peruvian cotton)
Lineage: Eukaryota; Viridiplantae; Streptophyta; Magnoliopsida; Malvales; Malvaceae
Product: nuclear transcription factor Y subunit B-7
Exons: 1
Coding region: 1-609 (202 amino acids)
Biological process (GO): regulation of transcription by RNA polymerase II
Cellular component (GO): nucleus; CCAAT-binding factor complex
Molecular function (GO): RNA polymerase II cis-regulatory region sequence-specific DNA binding; protein heterodimerization activity; DNA-binding transcription activator activity, RNA polymerase II-specific
Source: RefSeq, a predicted model, not a curated record
AUGGAAGAUGAAAAUGCGGCACAUGGACAUAACAAAGGAAGCCCCGAAAGCCCAUGUGCCAAAAGCGGUGGUAGCAGCAACAACAACAACAAUAAUAAAGAACAAGAUCGUUUCCUCCCCAUAGCAAACGUGGGGAGAAUUAUGAAAAAAGUGAUUCCAAGCAAUGGGAAGAUAUCUAAAGAUGCAAAAGAAACUGUUCAAGAAUGUGUGUCAGAGUUCAUUAGCUUUGUCACUGGGGAAGCCUCAGAUAAAUGCCAAAGAGAGAAGAGAAAGACCAUUAAUGGAGAUGAUAUCAUUUGGGCAAUCACUACUUUAGGAUUUGAGGAAUAUGUAGGACCUUUAAAAUUGUACCUAACCAAAUAUAGAGAGAUUGAAGGAGAGAAGCUUAAUCUUCCUAAGCAACAAAGAUCUGAGCAAAAGCAGCAUCAACAAUCAAAACAUGAACAAAAUAUAGCCUUCAACACCAAUGUAUAUUCUUCAACAAAUUUGUUGUCUCGUCACACAUCCUUUGUCCCUUCUGAUCAACCUUUUUCAUUGCCUUUCUCUUCCAAUAACAUUCAAAAGCAAUUACAGCAACAAGACCAAAUUGAUUCAGUGGGGUACUGGUAA